Molecule: messenger RNA, 4911 nt
Organism: Phycodurus eques (leafy seadragon)
Lineage: Eukaryota; Metazoa; Chordata; Actinopteri; Syngnathiformes; Syngnathidae
Product: synaptic vesicle glycoprotein 2A-like
Exons: 13
Coding region: 128-2341 (737 amino acids)
Biological process (GO): transmembrane transport; chemical synaptic transmission
Cellular component (GO): membrane
Molecular function (GO): transmembrane transporter activity
Source: RefSeq, a predicted model, not a curated record
CACCACAGCAACAGCCUCCCUCCUUCCUCCUCCUCCUCAGCAGCAGCAGCAGCACCAUCCUCAUCCUCCGAAGAGCGAGAGGCGCGUCUGUGAACUUUUCCCACCAAAGCCAAGCGUCCCCCAUAAGAUGGAGGACGGCUACCAGAACCGGACAGCCUUCAUCAAAGGCGCCAAAGACAUCGCCAAAGAAGUUAAGCGGCAGGCGUCCAAGAAGGUUGCCCGCAGCGUCGACCGCGUCAACGACGAGUACAGCCGCCGCUCCUACAGCCGCUUCGAGGAGGACGACGACGACGACUACCCGGCGCAGGACGGCGGCGGCGGGGGCGGCGGCUACUACCGCGGCGACAGCCAGGCGGCCAACGACGACGACGAGGGCGGGCGCAGCGACUCCACCGAGGGCCACGACGAGGACGACGAGAUCUACGAGGGCGAGUACCAGGGCAUCCCCCGGGCCGAGUCGGGCAAGGGCAGCCUGGCCGGCGGGCCCGGCUCGGUCCCGCAGCCGUUCCGAGACGUGGCGGCGUCCGAGGCGGAGAGGCGGAAAGACCAGGAGGAGCUGGCGCAGCAGUACGAGAGCAUCCUGCAGGAGUGCGGCCACGGAAAGUUCCAGUGGACGCUCUACUUCGUGCUGGGCUUGGCGCUCAUGGCCGACGGCGUGGAGAUCUUCGUGGUGGGCUUCGUCCUGCCCAGCGCCGAGAGGGACAUGUGUCUGUCGGAGCCCAACAAGAGCAUGCUGGGUCUGAUCGUGUACUUCGGGAUGAUGGUGGGGGCGUUCCUGUGGGGCGCCAUGGCCGACCGGAUCGGGCGCCGCCAGUCUCUCCUCAUCUCGCUGUCCAUCAACAGCAUCUUCUCCUUCUUCUCUUCCUUCGUGCAGGGAUACAGCACCUUCCUCUUCUGCAGGCUCCUCUCGGGCGUCGGGAUCGGAGGCUCCAUUCCCAUCGUGUUCUCGUACUACUCGGAGUUCCUGUCGCAGGAGAAGCGAGGCGAGCACCUCAGCUGGCUCUGCAUGUUCUGGAUGAUCGGCGGCAUCUACGCCUCGGCCAUGGCGUGGGCCAUCAUCCCCCAUUACGGAUGGAGUUUCCAAAUGGGCUCGGCCUACCAGUUCCACAGCUGGCGCGUCUUCGUGCUGGUGUGCGCCUUCCCCUCGGUGGCCGCCAUCGCCGCCCUCAACGCCGUGCCCGAGAGCCCCCGCUUCUACCUGGAGAACGGCAAACACGACGAAGGCUGGAUGAUCCUCAAGCAAGUCCACGACACCAACAUGCGAGCCAAGGGACACCCGGAAAAAGUCUUCACCGUGACCACCAUCAAGACGGUGAAGCAGAUGGACGAGCUGGCGGACAGCGGCACCGACACGCCCGUCUGGCAGCGCUACCGCCUCAAGAUCACGAGCCUCUCCCGGCAGAUCCGGAAUAACGUUCUGGCCUGCUUCAGCCCGGAAUACAAGCGGACCACUUUCAUGCUCAUGGCUGUUUGGUUCACCAUGUCAUUCAGCUACUACGGCCUGACUGUUUGGUUCCCGGACAUGAUCAAGUACAUCCAGAAGCAGGAGUACGAGUCGCACACCAAGACCUACAGCAAGGAACGCGUGGAGCACGUCACUUUCAACUUCACGCUGGAGAACCAGGUGCACCGUCAAGGCUACUACUUCAACGACAAGUUCCUCAGCAUGAAGAUGAAGUCGAUGGUGUUCGAGGACUCGGUGUUCGAGGAGUGCUACUUCGAGGACAUCACGUCCACGCACACCGUCUUCCGCAACUGCACCUUCAUCGCGAGCUUGUUUUACAACACAGACUUGUUCAAGUACAGGCUUGUGGACUCCAAGCUGGUGAACAGCACGUUCCUGCACAACAAGGAGGGCUGCAUGCUGGACUUCAGCGACGACUUCAACAACGCCUACAUGAUCUACUUCGUCAACUUCCUGGGAACGCUGGCCGUGUUGCCCGGCAACAUCGUGUCCGCUCUGCUCAUGGACAAAAUCGGCCGUUUGAGAAUGCUGGCGGGGUCCAGCGUCAUCUCGUGCGUCAGCUGCUUCUUCCUGAUGUUCGGCAACAGCGAGUCGGGCAUGAUCGCCCUCCUGUGUCUCUUCGGCGGCAUCAGCAUCGCCUCCUGGAACGCCCUGGACGUCAUCACCGUGGAGCUCUACCCGUCUGAUAAAAGGACCACAGCCUUCGGCUUCCUGAACGCCCUGUGCAAGCUCGCAGCCGUGCUGGGCAUCAGCAUCUUCCAGUCUUUCGUGGGCAUCACCAAGGCCGUGCCCAUCCUGUUUGCCGCCGGCGCACUGGCCGCAGGUAGCUUCCUCGCCACAAAGUUGCCCGAAACUCGAGGCCAGGUGCUGCAGUAGUAACCCGUAGCACCGGCGGGGUGGGGGCGGCGCCUGGCCAGCCGGGCGGUGCGGGGCAGAGUCCGAGCGCCGUCUGUUACAGACUACAUCGCCAUUUUUUGGGGAAGUCCCAGAAUCCUCCGCAAUGUGGAUGAUAUCAUCUUCUUUGGGGGGAUGCGUAAUGACCUUUGGGGACUCCCAUUUGUUUUAUGGUGCAGGCGAUUCUGUCGGUGUGUUGCAUGUGUGUGUGUGGGUGUGUGUGUAUGGGGGGGUCGAAACUUGUGUCAUUCCAUGACUUUUUCUUAACUCAAAAUACAGCCGAUUGGUUCUGAAGAGCAGAAUGUACAGAGAGUAGGCAGAGUUUACAUCAUUGAGGGAAAAAAAACACAUCAGCUCACAAGUUCAGGAGUGUGCUUUCAUUUAUCAUUUGAGAGCACCAGUGGAUUUGCACAAAAUGGUUGCUUCGAUCCAAAACGGCUGACUUCCACUUCAAUUUCAGACAUGCGUCGUCGAAACUUUGUUGUGUGUCCUGUCGUGAUAGAAGUGUCCGCCGAAUUUCGUGUCGAUCGGUGUAACUGGGGUUGGGAGCUAAUUUUUUCUAACCUUCCAGGAGGCACUAAUGACUCAAUUUUGGGGUGCAGCAUUCGGGAUACAAGCACCUUUUGAUGGCCUCAACAUACCUUAAAAAAAAAAAAAAAAAAAAAGACAUUUUCGCAAGCAUCUUGGUGAAAAGUUGCGAUUAAGGGGUUCGCAAUACGGCCCCACUAAAAUUACUCAGUAGCUCCCCCUGGCAACUUCCUGGGUCCUUUUUCAUGCAUCCUGUCAUAAUAGACAUGUCUGCCAGAUUUCAUGUACAUCGAUGAAACUAGUAUCGGGGGCUACUUUUUUCCAAACUGUUUGCUUAUUAUAGUGGUUCCCAAUACAACCCCCCUAAAUUCACUCACGACCAACCCCUAGAAAAUUAGAAGAAGAAGAAGAAGAAGAAGAAUACAUUUAGAAUACAUUUGUCCCCGACAACAGUUUUACCGAUCGACACGGCAUUUGGCAGACUUGUCCAUGGUAACAGGACGCACGAAAAAAUGUGAGGGACCCAUGACAGAAAUUCAACAAGUCGGCCAUUUUGAUUUGAAGCAGCCAUUUUUUUGGGACAAAAUCCAGGGCUCGAAAUUUUGUGAACUCCUCCGAGGGAAUCCCCAACUGAUUGUCCUCACCUCUGUUUUGCUUAUUUCUCAAAUAUGACACUCAUAAGCACUAAAAAAGACCCUAAAAAAUAUUGCUGCAUGAGAAUGACUGAUUACAUAAAUGAUAAUAAGGCUCAAUAUGUGACAAAAAAAAAAUCACUAAAACUAAGAAAAUGAUCAUUAUUGUUUCCCCAAAAGUUAACAUCCAGUUUGUGUGCAGACAAUCAACGAGUGAAGAUUUAAUUUUGCAUGCAUCCUUGUAGCUACACUCUUAUUUGUUGCGCCUUGCCUAAACAUCAGUUAGCCUAUCUUAGCUUAGCAUAAACGGUAGGAAAAUAGCUAGCUUGCAUAAUUGUUUUAAAAUCCCAAAAACAUCACGUUAUGUCUAUAUUUGAAGUUAUUAAACAUUUUUCAUUUAAAUCACUUUUUUAACUGCUAAGUUUCAGCAUUUAUUAAAUUGUCCAGUUUUUGUAUAUUUCUUGACAACCCAAGCUAGCUGCUACCGUUUUUUUCUUCUUCUUCUGCUAAGCCAGGCUAACAGCUUGAUUGAGAGAAAUUCCAUUUCUCCCAGAAAAAUAAAUAACACACAAAAGUCUGUUUACAUUAUUGAACUGCAGCUUAGCAGUUAGCCUAGCAUUAAAAAAAAAUCAAUAUCUGUGGACAACAGCUUGGUUUAAAUGAAAGAAAACAAAAGACAACUUACAUGUGCUUACAUUUUCAAAAGAUGUGAGAAAAUAACUGUCAUUGAACCCACCAUGGAAAUUUCAACAUAUUUGACGACUGACAUUUCCUGUUUGGGUUUUUUAUGCUAAGCUAACAACUCAAAAUGAGAGUACCUUCCCCCCAAAAACACUGUAAUGUGACCAGUUUUGUCUACGUUUGAGAGCCAGUUUGCACAAAAGUAAGUGUGUUUACUUUACUAAUGUACAACUGUACAUAAACGUUAAGUAAAUAUUGGUGGAAAACAAUGACCUUUAAGUUUAAAAAUACAAAUAAAAAUAAAAAAGCACAAAAAAUGCAGUUGUGCCUAUACUUUCAAAAGAUGUGAGAAAAUAAUUGAACCCACCAUGGGGAAACUGAUUUGACUGUUAGCAAUCCAGGCUAACUGUUUCCUAUUAUGUUUUGGUUUUAAUGCUAAGCUAAGCUAACAACUCAAAUGAGAGCAUUUCCACCCCUCAAAAACCAAUAUUGUCCACGUUUGAGAGAAACCAGUGUGUUAGUGUUCAAAACUUUUUUUUCGACUAUCCUAGAGAAAGAGAGGGAGCACCACCUCACAUAUAUGCAGUGUUGCAUUGAACAUAAUAGACCUGGGUGCUCUUUUUGCGGGUACAUUUUUUUCCCCAAUGACUUUGGAAACAAAACAAAAAAAAGAGGUUUAAAAAAAAAAAAAAAAAAAAAGGGACGACUCAA